CGCAACGAGGCGAGAUGUUCCCACUACCGAUGUUCACACCGGACCAGGUCGCUCGGGUGUGUGAAAACUUGGAGGAGACCGGGGACAUCGAGCGCCUCGGCCGGUUCCUCUGGUCCCUGCCCGCCGCCGUGCCUGGAUCCGCCGGGGAAGCGCUGAACCGACACGAGUCCGUAAUGCGAGCGAGAGCGCUGGUCGCCUUCCACGGAGGGAAUUUUGAGGCUCUUUACCAGAUCCUCCAGAGCCACCGAUUUACGCGCGAGUCGCACGCCAAACUCCAAGACCUGUGGCUGGACGCGCACUACCGAGAGGCGGAGAGACUCCGUGGGCGGCCGCUGGGCCCGGUGGAGAAGUACAGGAUCCGCAAGAAGUUCCCUCUGCCCCGCACUAUCUGGGACGGCGAGCAGAAGACACACUGCUUUAAGGAAAGAACUCGCAGUUUGCUGAGAGAGUGGUACCUCCAAGACCCAUACCCCAACCCAUCCAGGAAACGGCAUUUGGCCCAGGCCACUGGACUUACACCAACACAGGUCGGCAACUGGUUCAAGAACCGCCGCCAAAGAGACCGUGCUGCGUCCGCAAAGAACAGGCUGCAGCAGGAUCCCUCCCUCCUACCUUCUGAAAGCUCACCUGAUGGGUCCCUUCAGGAGCGCCGCCAUCACCCCCACUUGCUGCCUACCUCCCCUCGCCACCUCGGCAGCCCAGAGGCCAGCGACUGUAGCACAGAGACCGAGCGCAGAGGAACAGGAGCCUCCACUCCAGAGAUCUCCGUCAGCAGCGACAGCGAGUUCGAGUCUUGAGAUGAAGGGACUCUUUUCGCGGACAGACUCUUGUCCCCCUGCAGAGAGACGAGAGCAGCGUCUGUCAUCAGACUCAGACAUAUGUUAGAGACACUUGACCUGUCUGUGGCUGUGGACACACCGGAGCUGUUCUCAGAGAGAGAAGGGCGAGAACGAGGAGCCCACUUGAUGUGGCUCUGAGUGGACGAUGUAAGGGAAUGAUAUGAGAAAACAUUAUGCACUUAAAGAAGCACCAUGGCACAUGACCUUGACUGUUAUAUGAAUUAGUUUACUGCUGACCAUGACUCAGGACUGUAGAUAGGUAAACAUCCAUCGAGUACUUCUACAUCAAAUGAGUGUUUUUCAGCUGAAGUAUUUAUAGAAAUAAUGCCAAUGGUCUUUAGAUUAUGUGAACAUUAAUACUUUAAGUUUUGAUACUGGUUUCAGUGAAUAUUUCAAAUAGAUCAUUUUCUAAUAGAUUUUAUGUAAGCUACACAAUACAUUUGUAUGGAAAUCACUCAG
This is a messenger RNA of Toxotes jaculatrix (banded archerfish), 1298 nucleotides long. RefSeq names its product SIX homeobox 7 (gene six7). Gene Ontology annotation, biological process: eye development; regulation of transcription by RNA polymerase II. Gene Ontology annotation, molecular function: DNA-binding transcription factor activity, RNA polymerase II-specific; RNA polymerase II cis-regulatory region sequence-specific DNA binding. Gene Ontology annotation, cellular component: transcription regulator complex; nucleus. The coding region runs from base 15 to 797 and encodes 260 amino acids. The transcript is spliced from 3 exons. Lineage: Eukaryota; Metazoa; Chordata; Actinopteri; Toxotidae. The record is from RefSeq and is a predicted model, not a curated record.